This is a messenger RNA of Trypanosoma cruzi, 924 nucleotides long. RefSeq lists its product as uncharacterized. The record is from RefSeq and is a predicted model, not a curated record. The transcript has a single exon. Bases 1 to 924 code for a protein of 307 amino acids. Lineage: Eukaryota; Euglenozoa; Kinetoplastea; Trypanosomatida; Trypanosomatidae.
AUGCACAUUGCGGUGGAUUUGAAUGCACCUUUUGUGGUACAUGCUGGCAGUUGCGUGUGGCGGCUGUUGUCUUCUUCCGUGGCCAUGAGGAGGAGGGGAAGAGAGGGAGAGAGGGAGCGCACCCCGAGUCUACUUUCCUGCGGGUGUGAUGCACCGCGUGUGACUGCGCUGAGUUGGGCUCCGUGCCCCAUUGAUGGCGGGAUGGCAGGAAAUUUUGUGCCGCGUGAUGGAUGGAUGAGGGUUCGCUUGCUCCGUGUGCGUUGUGUGGUGGCCGCGGGGUUUUGGCCAUUUCCCUGGGGCUGCGGGAAUGAGCUGGGGGAGAUGGUGGUGGAUGUCUUCUCCUCCUGCAUGGUGGGUGGCUGCUGGCGUUGUGUGCCUUCCUUGCGUGGAUGCCAUCUCGUGGUGUGUGGACUGUGCGUCUGGGCUUGUUGCCCUCUCCUCAUGUUGUCUGCGCUCUCUCGCUGUAUCCGCUGUGCUCCGUCCCUCUCCCUCUCGUUCCAUUCCUUUUCUUUCCGUCUCACGGAUCAGCUGACUGACACCAGCGACUCCACUACGGGCGAUGAUGACUGCGAUGGUGACGGUGCGGCGCCGUGCUGGUCCUUGCGCUCUUGUGCUGCUGGGAGUGCUGGACAUGUAUCUGGUGAUGCGGAUGCGGUGGUUGUGCCGGUGGAUGUGUCGUGUGCUCCGAGUGACGGCAGCCUGAGCUAUCGCGUGCGUGUGUGUGUGCGUGGAAGAAUUGUUCUGCUGUCAGUGCUGAGGUUCGAUAUGAGAAUUACACUUUCAGUGGCUUUGAUCUGCGCAUGCAUGGCAGGAAUGGCGAGCUGGGUGCUGUGUGCCAUGUGGUCAAUGCGGUGCACACAUGUAGCAACUGUGCUGCCAGCUGUGCAACGGAAGAGGAGGGGGCCACCGUUGCCUUCACGAUGA